Messenger RNA from Dentiscutata erythropus, 368 nucleotides. The record is from the annotation of a GenBank genome assembly. Lineage: Eukaryota; Fungi; Glomeromycota; Glomeromycetes; Diversisporales; Gigasporaceae.
AAACGGUUCUGAUGGCAGUCACACUUCCUACGUUGAUUCAAUUGUUGGCUGAUCCACCGCUAGAGAAAUAUAUGUCCUCUUCAGAAGAAAACCUUUCUCCACACACACUUCCGCCACUACACACAUUGUCUAUUAGGCAUAUUCUAUCACUUGCAGGACUGCAACCUCAAAAUUUCAGGGAUGCAGUAGCAGUACUGUUACCUGAACCUAAGGCUAAAUUGGAAGCAGCAGUUCGAUUUAAUGUUUUGCAGCAGCAACAACAACAACAAAGGCUACAAGAAGAAAGAGACAGGAGGUAUAACGAAAGGAUUGAAUUAAAUAAAGGACCCAGCAUAUCUUUAAAGAGUGAUUUUUCCGGAUUUGCCUAA